AGAGCACUACACUGGUGCGUCCCGCGCUUUUCGCGCGCCUCCCUUCAACGUCGCGACGCUCCGCGCCAUUUUCUCGCGCAUGUGGGCGACACUGACGGUUGAGCGAGGGCGCUCGCUUUGAACGCCAUUAACGCGGCCGUCGUGAAUGAACGUCGACCUCGACCGGGUGGCUGGCGUCCAUUGAUAGGGCGCGCAGCGGGCACCGACCGCUCACACGGGGGCGGCGUGCUGCACGCCCUCGAUUGCCGAACCAAACGUGCCUCAGUCGAGGAUGUGGCGUUCUCCGCGCGACGACACGAAACGCGUGCGAAAUCUGUGUUCAUUUAUCAGUAGCAGCUCGUGAACCUCAGUGAUUAUAGUGCCGCAUCUAGUUCGUAUAAGUAGUUUCUUAAUAUAAUAUUCUGUGAUCGUGUCAAUUCACUAGAACUUAAGUUAAGUAUUAAGGAGUACAGUGUAAAAGCGCCCGCUGCUUUGCUUCCGCAUUUAGUGUUGUGAAUUUACAUGUGAGUGUUCGUCAAGCAGAAAGCGCAAACGGUGGUGUGGUGUGAAGUGUGGUUAUGCACCCGAGCAAUGCUCUCAGUGAUCGCAAUGCGUCGGCCGGAGGACGAGGAGUUGGGCGGUCGCUGCGAAGGCGACGAAUUUGUAGACAUAUCUCAAAUGCAGUUGUUAGUGGAGGCGGGCCCGAGCGGGCUGCACUACGGAGGCCCGCCGCCGCCGCACGCGCAGCCCCAGCCCUACGUGCAGCCGCCCGCGCACGUGGUCACCACAACAACUGCCUCAGUCGAUGAUCUCUUCGCUCUAUACUUUACACCCACUUCGCACGCUGAUCAUGUUCUUGGCAGCCUACCAGGCGAUGAAUUAUCAUUGGGAUGCUCCCCGCGGCGACAUAAGCACGAGUCGUCCUUGUCGCCGGGAGCACGUGCUGAAGAUGCAAGCAAUGCAUCCAGCGCAAGUGCCUCCCUAUACGGACCCCCUUCUUCCAGCACAGGGAAACGGGCGCCAUCGCCACCUUUACAGUGGCUUUUACCACCAGGCCCCGGGCCUGGUAGUGUUGACAAAUACUUUCAACAAGAAUACGAAGAGCGUGUUGAAUUACUUCCCCCAGAGUGUCAAGCAUAUUGUCCACCGCAACAAACUUGCCCUUCUGCACAACAUUGUGAAUAUAGACCGCCACCACAACCGUCGCAGCAACAACACACGUGGGAACCGCAAGAGUACGCGAGCGCACCGCAACCAACUCCGGGGCCUUCCGGUUUGCCAAAACGCGAGCCCUAUCCAAGCCCAGCUGUUCCGAGCGACAGGCCCGUUCAGCUUGCAGAAUAUAACCCAUCCACAAGUAAAGGUCACGAGAUCCUAUCACAAGUUUAUCAACAAAGUGCGCAGCCACUUCGGCUCGUUGCUGUUAAACCACGCAAAUAUCCUAAUCGCCCUAGCAAAACGCCCGUCCACGAACGCCCCUAUGCCUGUCCAGUAGAUGGGUGCGAUCGCAGGUUUUCUCGAUCAGACGAACUGACACGGCACAUUCGUAUUCACACAGGUCAAAAACCAUUUCAAUGCCGUAUUUGUAUGCGCUCGUUCAGUCGAUCAGAUCAUUUGACAACGCACGUACGGACACACACUGGAGAAAAGCCAUUCGCAUGCGAUGUCUGUGGUCGUAAAUUCGCACGUUCCGAUGAAAAGAAAAGGCACGCAAAAGUACACCUUAAACAACGCCUGAAGCGGGAGCGAGGCGGAGGCGGACCAGCUCACCAUCACGAGCCUCAUCCGCACGCGCCGCUCUAGCAUCCGCCUGUGACGUCGACGGUGACCUCUGCAACGAUGACCACGCCAGAGCCUGUACCCGGGCCUUCGCAUGAGUACAAUUAUUGCAGUGACACCUCUUCGUCAUCGGAUUGAACUUUUUACUCGAAUUGAACUUACUAGAGGAUUUCAUCGCAUAUAUGUUAAUGAAUUGUCUCUGAAAAAGCUUUAUUAACUCUACAGUUAAAAAAACAUUAAAUUUAUACUUUUUAUACAUGUUUGUAGUUACAUACUACGAUAGGAGAUUGCCUACUCGUAUCUAAUUAGUUAGGGUAAUUGAAAUAAUUCACCUGGGAACAAAUGGCCUAAAGUGUCCAGAAUAUAAAAUAUUUGCACGUUUUCUAGUGAAGCAUUGUAUGUCCUUCAAAAUGAAUUAAGUGAAUGAUUUUACAUUAUAAUUGUUGAUGUAUCUCGAACAUAUCCGAGUUUGCGUAAAGUCCCGCGGCUAAAGGUCCGGACGACCCCUCAUAGAUAUUGAUUAGUUCAUCGUUUCAAGUGUCUGUGUCAGUGGUGAGUGACGUUAAACAUCGUGUAAAGCCAACGAGACUAUAAUACAAAUUAAUGAUUUCGAUCUUGAUUGUAGAUUAAUCGAUAACUAUGCGGAGGCACAAAUCUUACUGGGACUAUACUUAUUGUAGGUAAUUAGAUUAAUUUAUUGAUCUUAUUUUUGACGAAACUAACGUGAAACUGUGCCAUUAAUUUAACUUUAUUAUGUGCCACUGCAAAUUUUAUUUACAUAUUUAAUUACUUUGUACCAACUAAGCAUAACCUGACUGCUGAAUAAGUGAUAUAUUAUUCUACUAUUGUUUCGUUAAAGAUAUUUCUAGUCGAAAUGUAAUAUAGACAUGAGAGUAUCGACUAUUGUUUACUUUAUUCGUAUAAUUAUGAAUUCAAUACUUGUAAUAAUUCUUCAACAACUGGCCGUCAUUGACUUUCUUGCUCAAUAUAUUUCGUUACUAAAUUUGCUCAAAUAUGCUUCAUACUUACAUAUCCUUUAACUUAUAGCUAACAAACUUUUUUAUUUUCGCUUUCCCCUUGUUUUGUUGCGUUGCUCUCUGUUGACUACACUAGUUACAGUCACGUGUCCAGUGGCAUAUAUUUUUACAAAGUGCGUAUUAUAGACUAAUCUAGAAAAUGUAGAAUAAUGAGCUGUAUUAUGAUCUCUUAAUCAUUUUAUUAAUUAAUUUUCAAUUAUAGAUAUGAAAACCUCUUAUUUAUAAUACUCAUAAGUUUUUGUAUAGAUAUAGUUAAGAGUGUUGUAAGUUUUCAUUUCUCAAUACUUCUGUUACUGUGAUUAAGAUUAAGAUUUGCAACUCAAUUUUUAUGUGGUGUGUUUUGAACGCAAUCACUUGUUUUGAAUGCAUGUAUUGUCACAUAUUUCUGAUCAUUUUGUUUAUUAAAUCAUUAUUCUUAGUCGUGAUUAAAUCACAAGAUCGUGCACACAAAUGUGAGUGAAUAUAAUUUAUUGAACGUCUUUGACAUGACAGCGCCGCAUUAUUAUAUGUUGUCGUUUAUCAAGUACCUAAUACAAAAUGAAUGAACUGUGACAAUUAUAGAACUUUUAUAAAGAAUUUCCUCCAUUAACAGAUUAUAUAAUUACUAUAUUUUGAUAGGUAGGUAAUUUAAAAUUUUACUCAUCAUGCUUAAGAAAAUUAGUGGUAUGCUGUACGGUCGAUACACUGUUUAAAAGUUACGCGUAUUGUGGUAGAAUUCAUUAUUUUGAAAAAAGCGGCCUUUGAAACCUCGUACCUUCUCAAAAACCACUGAUCGAAAUAUCCGACAAUAAAAUACACACCCUAUUUACAAGCUGCCCAACUCUUUUCAUACAUAAAGUAACUACUAGUUUUAAAAACAAAUAUUCGAAGCUAUAUUUCCGUUUUAGUACAUUUUGUACAAAGAUAUAGGGCCUAUCUAUUUGUUGAAAAUGUAUGACAGAUGAGCUGGCAGGCGAAUGUUACUCGCAUUACCACAUACUGUACGCACAAUAAAAUUACCUACGACUACGUACAAGUGGUAUACGAGUUUAGAAUUUUUACUGCUGUAGACGAAAUGAGACGAAGUCUUAUAUAGAGAAGGCUAGAGUAGAUAGGAUUUUAAUAAAGCGAAUUCAUGUUAUUCGAUUGAGUGACAAUUGAAACGGAAAGACUAAAAAUUACGCAUUUUACGUAAUGUUGCAUCGAUUUAUCGUUAUUGAUACGAUGUUCUUAUUAGGAGUUCGACUGGCCCAUUGUUUAUUGCCUUUCGGUACUUCGCCUCACCGAGAUCCGACGAUGAAGGUUCUUUAAAAAUUGUUGACUCUCAAUGCGUUGAUGGCUCUAAUGUCUAAUGUGCCACAACAUAUUGUCAUACCUACUUACUGCUUACUAGAAUUUUCCUUCAAUCACUAUCGAAAUUAUAUGGUGUUCAUCUACCGUUGACAAAUUUAAACGAAUUCUUUAUGAAUUUUGUAGUGAUUUACUGUUUAACUCUUUUUAUGUGUUUCACCUGAGUGAAAGUUGUUGAUGUUCUAAGAUGUAAUUAAUUAAUUUUAAGUAGUAAUGUUAAACUUCUCUAAUUUUUACUAAAUUAUAUUUAAUUAAUAUAUUUGUAAAUACACUGACUAAAUUCGGAUUUAAUGUGUAUAUAAGAGAAAAGAAAGUUUUAUUUAAUAAUGAUGAUCCACCUAAGGUGAGAAAAAUACAGAUUGUUGAUAAUUUA
This is a messenger RNA of Bombyx mori (domestic silkworm), 4497 nucleotides long. RefSeq names its product early growth response protein 3 (gene sr). Gene Ontology annotation, biological process: regulation of transcription by RNA polymerase II. Gene Ontology annotation, molecular function: DNA-binding transcription factor activity, RNA polymerase II-specific; RNA polymerase II cis-regulatory region sequence-specific DNA binding. NCBI's taxonomy places the organism in Eukaryota, Metazoa, Arthropoda, Insecta, Lepidoptera, Bombycidae. The record is from RefSeq and is a predicted model, not a curated record. The coding region runs from base 571 to 1782 and encodes 403 amino acids. The transcript is spliced from 2 exons.